Molecule: messenger RNA, 1268 nt
Organism: Gallus gallus (chicken)
Lineage: Eukaryota; Metazoa; Chordata; Aves; Galliformes; Phasianidae
Product: nucleolin-like
Exons: 3
Coding region: 268-876 (202 amino acids)
Biological process (GO): cellular response to hydrogen peroxide
Source: RefSeq, a predicted model, not a curated record
AGUGCCGGUGCCGGUGCCGGUGCCGGUGCCGGGCAGACGCGGCAGCGCAGCGCAGCGCAGCGCUUCGGCGCUCCUUUCGUGCCGUCUCCCGGCCAACCUCCGCAGCGGCAGCACGAAGCCGCGGGGCGAUCUGCCCAAAGCGGCGGCUCCGCGCACUGCUGCGGUGCGGUCACCCCGCGGGGCACCGAGCGGCUCCUUCCCGCGCUGCCCUGCCGUGCCUGCAGGCCCCGAGCGUUGCUGUUCUCCGCCUCAGGGGCUCCCGAGCUCAUGCAGCCUGCCGUGCUGCUACGGGGCACUCCCGGGCGCAGUGGCGAGCUUUGGCACCGCUCGUUCGUGCUGCCUCAGGAACGGAUCCUGCUGCUCAGCAACACCUCUUUGGCGAAAAAAUACCCGCUGAGAGAGGAGCGAGGAAUCACGCUUACGAAACAGUUGGCUUUUAUUGGGUCGCCCACCACAGGCUGGGUGCAGCUCCGCCUCAGUCCCGCUGACGUUCCUUUCACGUGUCCUUGGCUUGCAAACAGGCGGCACGAGGACGAGGAGGAGCAGCAGCAGCAGCAGCAGGACGACGACGAGGACGAGGACGACGACGACGAGGACGAGGAGGAGCGCAGCCUGCGGACGGCCCUCCAGGAGCUGCGGGUGGACGCGGCGCGGUGUGAGAGGACUGCAGGAGGACCGGCCGGUCUCUCACGGCACGGACGUUCCAGGUCUCCUGUCCUACCCCUCUGUGAAACAGCCUCGUGGACUUCUCCCACAUCCUAUUCUGAGGAGGCUCCCACCUAUGUCGAUGAUGUGACUGUUGAAGACCUGACAGGAUACCUGGAACACCACUUGUAUAUUCCAAAGAAAACGUCUGCCAUGGCAGCCUCACAGUAAGGAACUUCUUCCCAACACCUGGUCUAAACAUACACUCUCCCACUUCCACGCUUCUUCCUCUUCAUGCAACCCAGGCUACGCUUGGCCUUCUGGGCAGCGAGCACACCUUGCCAGCUCGCGCUCAAUCUCUCAGCAGUCCACACUCCCAAAUCCUUCUCCACGGGGCCGCUCUCCAGCCAUUCUCCACCCAACCCACGUCAGUGCUUGAGAUCACCCCGACCCAAAUGCAGGGCCUUGCUCUCGGCCUCGCUGAACUUCCUCACGCUGGCAUGGGCCCACCUCUAAGGCUCUCCACGUCCCUCUGGAUAGCAUCCCUUCCCUCUAACGCCUCACCUGCACCACUCAGCUCAGUAUCGCCUGCACACACGACGAGGGUGCACACGAUCCCACAC